Molecule: messenger RNA, 647 nt
Organism: Drosophila subobscura
Lineage: Eukaryota; Metazoa; Arthropoda; Insecta; Diptera; Drosophilidae
Gene: Cpr65Eb
Product: pupal cuticle protein Edg-78E
Exons: 2
Coding region: 52-630 (192 amino acids)
Cellular component (GO): chitin-based extracellular matrix
Molecular function (GO): structural constituent of chitin-based larval cuticle
Source: RefSeq, a predicted model, not a curated record
GCUAAGACAGCAAUAGACCAUAAACCAAAUCUCAACCUAAGCCAGGCGAAAAUGUCAAAGAUCCACGUUGCUGUACUUGUUGCUGCCGCAUCCGUCCUAAUGGCCGGAGUGCUAGCGCUUCCCUCGGACUCGGCAGAUGCCCACGCCGAGAUCCGCAGCUUUGUCAACGAGCUGAAGCAGGAGGACGGCAGCUACAACUACCAGUUCGAGACGACCAACGGCAUUGCGCAGCAGGAGCAGGGAGUUGGCGGAUACUACGCCUCCGGCUCCUCCCAGUACUACAGCCCCGAGGGCCAGCUUAUCCAGCUGACAUACACGGCCGACGAGAAUGGCUUCCAGCCUCAGGGAGAGCACCUGCCCACGCCGCCACCCAUCCCGGAGGCCAUUCUCAAGUCGCUGGAGUGGAUCCGCAACCACCCAGAGGAGAACGAGGAGUACGAGCACCACGACCAGCACGACCAGCACGACCACCACGGUCACGGCCAUGGUCAUGGUGCAGAGCAGGGCAAACAAUAUCUGCAACAGGGACAGGGACAGGGACAGUCACAGCAGCUGCCAGUGGGCUCUCUGCUCGCUCCGGCCUCUGCGCCAGCAGCAGCCUCUGGCCUACCCUAUGAGAGGAAGCUUUAAGUUAUUCCCGCCCCCAG